AUGGCGGCACCGCCUCUGACCCCCCCUCCUCGUCCCGGGGAACAGUGCGAAGACUAUGAACGGCGCAGGAAGGCCCUGCAGCGCCUGCAGCAAAGCGGGAGCGGCAAGCUCGACCACCACCAGCACCACCACCACCACCAGCAGCAGCACCACCAGCACCACCAGCAGCACCAGCAGCAGCAACCAGCAGGGGUUCGAGACUAA
Molecule: messenger RNA, 204 nt
Organism: Acanthamoeba castellanii str. Neff
Lineage: Eukaryota; Discosea; Longamoebia; Acanthamoebidae
Exons: 3
Coding region: 1-204 (67 amino acids)
Source: RefSeq, a predicted model, not a curated record